AUGGUCUCUUUUUGGCCCUGGAAGGGCGAUGACAACUCGGCCGCGUCCUUCGAAAAGACACUAUCCACACUCUCUACCAAGAUCGCCCAGACCACCGCUCGCCUAGAUCAGCAACGCCAGAGCUCUCGUCGCUUCAAGGCUCUUUGGACUCUAUACUCAACCUUUGCCUACCUGUUUUAUUCCAUUGUUCUUGCACUGGUGCUAGGAUGGGAAAGCUGGGGCGUGAAAGAGUAUGCUGCCAUCGCCGGCGGUCCUGUUCUAAUCUAUGGCGUUCGAACAAUCAGCGCUCGCCUGUUUGAGUAUCGCAUCUCGAAGGGUCAGCGCGGCCUAGACGAUCUACACAAACUACGCGAGGAGACUAUUGAGAAGCUCAAGGUCGCUACCAAAUACAACUCCACGCAACAGUUGCUCGAGAAGUAUGGUGGCGAGUCUCCCAAGCAGUCUCCGAGCCCCAAAGCUCAACCCCAACAUCCCAAGCAUGCCAACCAGCAACCAACUCCUCAACGCACCGGACUUCCUCCCCCACCAACUGCAAACAUUCGCCGCCCUCAGCCACCCACCGGUGCAGAAAACACUCUCCCUCCAUCCUACCAGACUCCGCCCCACCAACAGCCGCAACAACAACAACAAGAACAACAUCAACAACAGGUUCCCCACACUCCGUCUCCGAUCCCACAGACACCCAUCGACGAGCCGGGCUUCGCGCCCAACGCAUUCCCCAGUUCGGGCCAAUAUAUCGAACAGCCACACUGGUAUGAUCGCCUAUUGGACGUGCUGCUAGGCGAGGACGAGAUGCAGCCUCGAAACCGCAUGGCCAUGAUCUGUACGUCCUGUCGAUUGGUCAACGGCCAGGCACCCCCAGGUAUCAAGACACCGGAGGAGCUCGGUCGCUGGCGAUGUGGCAGUUGUGGGGCGUGGAACGGUGUUGAGAACGAGACCACUCAGAUGUUAUCCAGUCUGCGUCAAGGGUCUGUCGCCGAGGGAUCUUGGGGACCGGGCCCUGGUGUGGAGGUGGAUCCGCAGUCUCAGUCUGAGGUUGAGCAUGAGCACGGGGAUCUGACACCCCCGACGGAAGAAGAGCAGAGUACCGACUCGGAGAUUUCACAACCGGAGGCGGCAAUUAAACAGGAAGAGCCCCGCGCGGAGCCUGUACGCCGGUCCACACGUGGCAAGGCGAAGCAGUAG
Messenger RNA from Penicillium verhagenii, 1185 nucleotides. RefSeq lists its product as uncharacterized. The transcript is spliced from 3 exons. The record is from RefSeq and is a predicted model, not a curated record. The coding region runs from base 1 to 1185 and encodes 394 amino acids. NCBI's taxonomy places the organism in Eukaryota, Fungi, Ascomycota, Eurotiomycetes, Eurotiales, Aspergillaceae. Gene Ontology annotation, biological process: endoplasmic reticulum tubular network organization. Gene Ontology annotation, cellular component: endoplasmic reticulum tubular network.